Saccostrea echinata is the source of this 850-nucleotide messenger RNA. RefSeq lists its product as uncharacterized. Lineage: Eukaryota; Metazoa; Mollusca; Bivalvia; Ostreida; Ostreidae. The record is from RefSeq and is a predicted model, not a curated record. The coding region runs from base 23 to 850 and encodes 275 amino acids. The transcript is spliced from 2 exons.
UUUACUUUGGCAGUUGAACAACAUGGAUGCACAUUUACUUAUCUUUAGUGUAUUCUUACUUGGAGCAAAGGGACUUCUAAUUAACCGAAAUCAGACUCAUCAACCAAGUGUUUCAGAGAGAUUGGAUGCUCUGGAGAAGCAGCUAGCAGAGGAGAAAAGACAAAGGUAUCUGCUACAAAUAAAAUACGAUCAAGAAAUCGAACAAAUGAAUUCAACAGACCAGAAACUGCUCCAAGUUUACAAAAGGGCUCCGAAACAAUUCCAAGAUAUUUCAAUUCAAAUUAAGGGUGCUUUAUUGAGCAUUAAUAACCUAGACAACAGGCACAGUCUGGAAAUACAAGAAGUGCUAGGAAAACUGAGAGAAGUACAGACAUCAUUAAGUGAUUUGGCAUCAAACCAAUCUGAUAUCAUCAACCUUCAGCGACACUUCCAAGAAAAGGAAAAUGUUUACAAUAGUAUGAUAGAUACUCUAAAACGCAACGAAACCUCCAAUAACGAGAAACUUACCAAACUGCAGUCAAGUCUAACCAGUCUUGCGAACACCGUUAGGACUUUAGAAUCUACGGUGAAUGCAAACACAAAUAAACAGACCAUCCUGCAAACACAACUCCAAGGAAUUACGAAUCCCAUAGUUUUUCUUGCUGCUCCAUUAAAACCAGUUAGUUGGUGGUUCAAUGUCCCGUCAGUUUUCGAAAACACCGCAGUCAAAUUUCCGUCCGUAAAGAUAAAUGUAGGAGGAGGUUACAACAGUAACACCGGAGUGUUCACUUCAUCAUUGCAUCAUCGCAUAAUCGUUUUAUUGCGCCAUCGACCCAAAUCUCGAUGGCACGAUGGAGCCACAGUAAACUAA